Molecule: messenger RNA, 3835 nt
Organism: Oxyura jamaicensis (ruddy duck)
Lineage: Eukaryota; Metazoa; Chordata; Aves; Anseriformes; Anatidae
Gene: SMIM13
Product: small integral membrane protein 13
Exons: 2
Coding region: 88-357 (89 amino acids)
Source: RefSeq, a predicted model, not a curated record
CUGUGGAGCAGCGGGAGGCGACGCUGCCGCCCCCUUGGCUCUGCAACCCCUCGGAGCUGCCCUCUGCGAGAGGGGCGAGCGGGCAGCAUGUGGCAGAGCAUCGGGCUGACCCUGCUGGUGAUCGUGGCCACCCUGGCCUGCGUGCUGCUCUUCAUGCUGUGCGGCUGGUAUGUGGUCUGGCAAUUGUUUUUGUCAAAGUUCAAAUUCCUGAGAGAACUGAUAGGUGAUACAGGGUCCCAGCAGGGGGACAACGAGCCUGCAGAGACAGAAGCUGAACAGGAGACUCCACCCUCACCACAGAGAAGUAGACAGAAAUCUGCUCGACAGCGAAGGGCACCCGCAGAAGAGACAACUUAAAAUACUACAUUGAACUUCUGGCUAACUAUGAAUGGUUAAGCAUCUCUGCGCUGUGUUGUUCAAUGGCUUGACCUUACUGAAAAACUGACCUAAGAGGUAAUAUUAAUACCUGUGGACCUUUGCUUUGGAACUGUCAAUACUUGCUACUUUGGUAGAGGUUCAGGGAGGGCUUCAGCAGCAAGUCAUAGAGUACUAUAAGAAACAAGGGGUGGAGAGGGAUCUCCGUCAGAAAAAUGCUGAGCUGCUGUAGCUCCUGUCCCUGUGCACAGAUGAAAAACAGGUCCUGGACCAUAGGCUUAGCCUUUGCAUUUGUCUGAACAUAAUGUUUCAGAGCUGAAAUGGCUUCUAAAUUAUUUUUUUCUUUACAGCACUGCAACUACGUGUAGUGAAAUUGAGUUUUAUUUCUUUAGCUAUAUAUGAAUAUAUAUUUUUUUCAACCUUGAGAAUGCAUGUGAACUCGAAAAACAGUUGAAAGAACAUCCUGCUUUAGAAAGUAUUCUAAAGUGAAACUUUGUUAUUUUCUUAUCUCUAUAUAAGUAUAAAUGAAAUAUGAAAACCCAAUAUUAGAUGAACAUGGGAGGUUUUAAUUGUUUCCUUAAAAGAAGGCAGAACAGGAAUCUGGUCAUAAGAUUUGUUUUCUUGCUUUUGGCAUAAGAACGGUUACAGGUAGAACAAUCAUGAUAGAUUUCUGUAUGUUCUUCCUGAACCUCUUACUCCAAGUCCAACUUAUGUUGGAGAGGGGAAGAUGCCUAGGUUAUGUAUCUAUGGUUUAGUAAUCUGAAGUGUCAUCUUUGGCUCUUGAAUACUAAGUACUUUUCUAGCUCACCUUGAACACUCUUACGUCAGGUAUUUUGGUACCAGACCUAACUUUUUCUCUGGAACCAGUGAAGGCAUUCUUACCAGUUUGGUAGACAUCAUCUAACACUUUGAUAGUGUUACAGCAAUGAAUUUAAUGAAUUUGGUACCUCAUGUUUGGGGGACUUGCUGAUCUUUACCAGUCACGAGUUCCUGGUUUUUGAGAGUGAGUUAUGCAGCUAUUCUGACACUGCAAUUCAGAAUUAAGAGUUCCAGUUCUGUUUAUCUAGCCACUCUGAAAAUUGAUGCAUGAGAUCUUUGGAAAGAAGAGGACCAUGCAUGUUCCACCUCCAUGUGCAUGGUGGGGGGAACAAUCGAAAUGUCUAUUUCAUGAACAGCCUCAGUUUUCUCUCAGAACCUGGAUAUGUGGUAUUGUUUGGAUCACUGUUCAUUGUAUUAAAACAAACAAACAAAAACAACAGAAACUGCUAAACAGGACUACAAAACUGAUCUUGUACUGGCAGCUGUUAUGAAGUUUAAACCUGUAACUUCUAAACUUGCGGUUUUGGUUCACUUAUGCAGCUAAAAGCAGCAACAUUUAGGUUUUUCAUUAAGUAGACCUACUUCUGGGAAAAGAGCACUUCUUUGGUGCCUUUGUUUUAAUUUCUCAUCUGUGAAUACUAUUUAAAAGUUACUGAGAGUAUUCACCUUUAUAAAUGACUUGGAUGCUUGAGCAUUUAGAUAUGUAAGAUCAGCCUGGACCUUCCUUUGGAACCUGAAAGUCAUCGUUUUAGUUACUAGCAUGUACGUAUAAGCAUGCUUUAUAUCACAGGGUUGCACUUUAAAGCAUGACUAGACAGUGCACAUAUCCUUGAAACACAUGCAGAAAUAUAAGAAAUCUCCUUCAUCUAUCCUGAUUGCUGACAAGGGAAUUCCUAAUGAUAUUUUCUUCGCUAGUAAAAUUCCUGUUUACUCAAACUGAGCAAAAGCAAUCAGAUUCUUUUCCUUGCUGCUUUCAGUUGAUUGCAUUGCACAACUUAAUGUCACAAUAUUCUUGUGUCUGUAUGUCUUUUUCACAUGAUGAGACUUUCAGCUCAGCAGUACUAGUCAAAUCCUGGAGCAUUUUUCUAAAGGAAAAUGUUUAGCAUCUCUGUCUUUGAGCUUUACUAAUAUGGGCUUAUAAAUAAAGAUAUUUUUUUUUUGCCUGAUGUAGAAUCUUGACACUCCACUGCACUUUACUUUUGCCUAGACAUAAAUCCAUUGAAGAUGGCAAAAUGCUUAUGCUUGUAAUAUCUCCAUCUGAGAUAAGGAGCAGUUAACUCAGUCUCUGCUUCUGGUAGCUGUGAAGACAUGCAAAGUUACAGUGAUAUAUGUAGCUCUCCAGAGUAGUUUUAAAGGUGCAAGAAUCAAGACUCCAGAGCAAGUUAAUGAAGGAAGAUCCAUGCAGGUUUGAAUGCUGACACUGAUUUAAUAUGCAAUUAGAUGGUAGUUUAAAGCUAAUGGGUGUAGUAUCUCUGGGUAGUUCAUCUGCUCUAGCCAAACAGUUCCCUUAUUUGCAGAUUGUAAGUGUAUGUUUUGUUCCCCAAAAUUAUUUUCAGUCUCUUUUAAACAGCUGAUGCUAUUUUUUUAAAGUUGCUGUGACAUACCUGCCAAUAACACUAUCUGCUUAGUGUAUAACAUUCGUGAUCUUACUAGUAGCAGGCCAGAGGCUUAUAUUAUGAGGUUAGGAAGAAUUUUAUAAUGGUAUCUUCAGUCAAUAUACAGUUUUUCCUGAGAGUCGGUAGUAAAAUCUCUGUGCAGGGCACUUCAUGCAAACCUGUAAAAAUGAAGCUGAGUGUGUGCAAGCAUACUCAUGAUAAGACCUGGGUCGUGAUUGCUGGCAGUCCAAUAUACUCAUGUCUUUGAAUAUUUUUACCAGUGUACUUUGGAACUGUUACUGGUGAAUAAGCACUUAACUUUGAAAUGACCUAUUCAAGUCUGAAACCUUAUGAAGACAUGUUAUGUGGUUGGUCUUGUUUUGUUUAGUAGGAGCUAUUUUCAAAACUGUUCAUUGCCUUAUUGUUGCAGCCAUUCUAUUGAAUGUACUUUGGGUUGGUUAUUUUAAAUAUAUUCAUAUCACUUUUGUUGCAGGGGCUGUGUAACUUUUGAAUAAACAGUGAUUACUUGCGUUGUAUGUAAUUAGUUAUUUGAAAACAGUUACUGCCAGGAAGCUUGGAACAAAUAUAGUACAGAGUGGUGAAAGAAUAUAGAAAAUCUAUUGGUAAAAUAUCAGAGUGUAGACAGUUGUUGCUGAAUUGCAUAAUUCAGACCUGUUAGGGAGCCAAUAAGGUUGUUAUCGUGGUGAUCUAUCUAAUGUUUGCCCAUAAGGUUAAUUCUAUGCAGUUCAUCCACUGAGCACUACUGCUGUAGCUGUUUGCAGUAAAUGCCAUAUACUGUGCUGUAACUCAUGAGCAACUUGCUGCUUAACAUCAGGUUUUACACUGAACUAGACCUGUGUAUGUAAUUCUGUCUUGUUUGGAAAUGACCAGCAUAAAAAAAAAGAAGUGUUUAAUGUGGUCAUUUGCUUCUUCAGUGUUAAGAUACUGUACCUAAAGCUUCUGUGGUUGUCUGUUUUCAUCUGUUUAGCUUCUGUUUUAACUGACUGCACAGAUAAAAAAUAAAAUAACCAGACUUGUUACAAAUA